Acanthoscelides obtectus is the source of this 236-nucleotide messenger RNA. The record is from the annotation of a GenBank genome assembly. Lineage: Eukaryota; Metazoa; Arthropoda; Insecta; Coleoptera; Chrysomelidae.
AUUUAUUCGAAAACAAUUUGAAAACUUUUGUUAAAAAGUGACGUUAGCUUCAAGCAAUGAUAGGACAAUGAGUUGUCUAGUGUCCUGGAAUUAGGACACAAGCCUUAUUCCACACGGGACUCAUCACGAUAAAAUGCCAUUGCUUUUAGUUUAUGAGAUUACUAGUGAAGGGAUUUUCACUGGACCAGAAAACAACGUGCCACUCGAUUACGCUAAGGUAGGUUUCUAACCUUAAA